Drosophila innubila is the source of this 1407-nucleotide messenger RNA. RefSeq names its product dr1-associated corepressor homolog (gene NC2alpha). Gene Ontology annotation, cellular component: nucleus; negative cofactor 2 complex. The record is from RefSeq and is a predicted model, not a curated record. Gene Ontology annotation, biological process: negative regulation of transcription by RNA polymerase II; positive regulation of transcription by RNA polymerase II; transcription by RNA polymerase II. Gene Ontology annotation, molecular function: transcription coactivator activity; core promoter sequence-specific DNA binding; transcription corepressor activity. Lineage: Eukaryota; Metazoa; Arthropoda; Insecta; Diptera; Drosophilidae. Bases 183 to 1301 code for a protein of 372 amino acids. The transcript is spliced from 2 exons.
UGUUAACAAUUUGAAAAUUUAUAACAUUGUGGUGAAUUUUUGUGUGAAUGGUUGCCAUUCGCAAAAAACAAACUAUUUGGAACGUUCUUGUGUAAAAAAAACAAGCGAGUAAUAAAUUGGGCAAUUUAAAUUUGUUUAAGUAAUAUUGUGUUGACUUUGGUAUUUGUUUGGACAUAGUAGAUAUGCCGUCAAAAAAGAAAAAGUACAAUGCACGAUUUCCAGCGGGCCGCAUCAAGAAAAUCAUGCAGAGUGAUGAGGAAAUUGGGAAGGUUGCGCAGGCGGUUCCAGUUAUAAUCUCAAGGACUUUGGAGCUCUUUGUGGAGUCCCUAUUGACAAAGACGUUGCGUAUAACGAAUGGGCGCAAUGCAAAAACCCUAUCGCCAUCCCAUAUGAAGCAGUGCAUCAUGUCCGAGCAACGAUUCGAUUUCUUGAAAGAGCUUGUCAGAAAUAUACCAGAUAUCAGUGUCGCCGAGGAAGCUGCAUGCAAUUAUAAUGAUGACGACGUGCACAGCUCGGAGGAUCAAUAUCCAGAUUCAGAUACUCCAUAUGACCUAAGCCUGCCAUCAACAUCGAUACGAGGAUUGCCCAACGGCAAUAGUAGUACAUAUGUGCGAUCCGUAAGCCUAAACGGAGUUGGCCUAAAGCGUAACCAUAAUCCACCACCAGCGACACCGUCACCGUCAGUUAUAAUGCAGACGGCAGCCGCCUUGGCACAGAUGCAACAACAACUACAACAACAACAACAACAAAAAACUGGGCAUUUGCCAGCGAAGUUAGCACGCUCCGAAUCAACGCCUGCAUAUACUCCGCGCGGCAGACCGCCCAACAACAACAACCAUAAUAAUAAUAACAAUAACAACAACAAUGCCCACUACAGUAGUAGUAGUAGACAAACCCAUGAAACUGCCAUACCUGCAGCAAUCUGCAGCUUCGAUAUGCUGAGUAAGCCUAUAGUCAAGAUUGACUAUAGCAACGUGCAAAUGCCAAUUUCAACAGACACUGAUGCCGGAAGCACAGCGAAUGAGGCAUUCAACUUUGAUAUUGCAGCCCCAGUUAUAAACAUUGAUCUUACAAAUAUUGUAUCAGCUGGAACGGCGUCCACACCCACACCGACAAAGAUCUGUUAUGGAGAUAAUACCAGCAUCGUUGGUAAUAAUAACUCAAUCUCUAAAUUAGCAUCGUCUGUCAACUGCAUCGAUGGAAAUAACAAAAUUCCAAUCAUUCCAAAGGCCACAUCGGCACCACCAGCACCAAUAACUGAAUCGCUAUUUGAAUUAGACGAAGACUAUGACAACAUUUAAGUAGAAUUGUAUAAAUGCGCUUAUAAAUAAUUAUAAUGCAUUAAUACGACUAUGUACGAUUACUUUAGAUUUAAGUAAGCACAAUAAAUAUUUUGGAAAAUGAAGA